Messenger RNA from Knipowitschia caucasica, 2760 nucleotides. NCBI's taxonomy places the organism in Eukaryota, Metazoa, Chordata, Actinopteri, Gobiiformes, Gobiidae. The record is from the annotation of a GenBank genome assembly.
AUGCAGCUCACAGCAGGUAACCACCAUACAGCUCACAGCUCAGGGAACCACCAUACAGCUCACAGCUCAGGGAACCACCAUACAGCUCAGGUAACCACCAUACAGCUCACAGCUCAGGGAACCACCAUGCAGCUCAGGGAACCACCAUGCAGCUCACAGCACAGGGAACCACCAUGCAGCUCACAGCUCAGGGAACCACCAUGCAGCUCAGGGAACCACCAUGCAGCUCACAGCACAGGGAACCACCAUGCAGCUCACAGCUCAGGGAACCACCAUACAGCUCACAGCACAGGUAACCACCAUACAGCUCACAGCUCAGGGAACCACCAUGCAGCUCAGGGAACCACCAUGCAGCUCACAGCACAGGUAACCACCAUACAGCUCACAGCUCAGGGAACCACCAUGCAGCUCACAGCACAGGGAACCACCAUGCAGCUCACAGCUCAGGGAACCACCAUACAGCACAGCUCAGGGAACCACCAUGCAGCUCACAGCUCAGGGAACCACCAUGCAGCUCACAGCACAGGGAACCACCAUGCAGCUCACAGCUCAGGGAACCACCAUACAGCUCACAGCACAGGGAACCACCAUACAGCACAGGUAACCACCAUACAGCUCACAGCUCAGGGAACCACCAUACAGCUCACAGCACAGGUAACCACCAUACAGCUCACAGCUCAGGGAACCACCAUGCAGCUCACAGCACAGGGAACCACCAUACAGCUCACAGCACAGGUAACCACCAUACAGCUCACAGCACAGGUAACCACCAUGCAGCUCACAGCUCAGGGAACCACCAUGCAGCUCACAGCUCAGGGAACCACCAUGCAGCUCACAGCACAGGGAACCACCAUGCAGCUCACAGCUCAGGUAACCACCAUGCAGCUCACAGCACAGGGAACCACCAUACAGCUCACAGCUCAGGGAACCACCAUGCAGCUCACAGCUCAGGGAACCACCAUGCAGCUCACAGCUCAGGGAACCACCAUACAGCUCACAGCACAGGUAACCACCAUGCAGCUCACAGCUCAGGGAACCACCAUACAGCUCACAGCUCAGGGAACCACCAUGCAGCUCACAGCUCAGGGAACCACCAUGCAGCUCACAGCUCAGGGAACCACCAUGCAGCUCACAGCUCAGGUAACCACCAUGCAGCUCACAGCUCAGGGAACCACCAUGCAGCUCACAGCUCAGGGAACCAAGGACAUCCAGCAGUUGUUGCAGUUGCAGCAGUUGGUGUUGAUGCCGGGACAUCCUCUCCAGUCCACAGCUCAGUUCCUCCUGUCUCAGCCGGGACAGUCCCAGCAGACACAACAAUCUCUGCUCUCCUCCACAAACCUGAUCCAGCUACCUCAGCAGAACCCCGGGGCCCUGCUCACCACUCCCUCACGCCUGGGACUGCCGCCACAGAGGGAGAAGAGCAGUGAUGUGGUGUCCAGCGGCAGCAGCAGCAGCUCCAUGGUGGGUCCCAGCUCUGGCUCCGUGGGUGCAGUCUCCUCCGGACCCUCCCCAGUCUCCACCUCCUCCAUGCCCCCCACCUCUCUGGCCUCCUCCUCCCUGCCCACGGGCCUCGGCUCUGGGGCACACAUGAGCGAGGAGCCCAGUGAUCUGGAGGAGCUGGAGCAGUUCGCCCGCACUUUCAAACAGCGGCGCAUCAAACUGGGAUUCACACAGGGAGAUGUGGGCGUGGCUAUGGGAAAACUCUACGGUAACGACUUCAGUCAGACCACCAUCUCUCGGUUCGAAGCCCUGAACCUCAGCUUUAAAAACAUGUGCAAACUCAAACCUCUGCUGGAGAAGUGGCUCAGUGACGCAGAAACCAUGGCGGUGGACAGCAUGCUGCCCAGCCCCUCCUCUCUCUCCUCCCCUCUGUUGGGGAUGGAGGGUCUCCCGGGGCGACGCAGGAAGAAACGCACCAGCAUCGAGACCAACGUCAGACUGGUCCUGGAACGCAACUUCCACACGAACCAGAAGCCUACCUCUGAGGAGAUCCUGAUGAUGGCCGAGCAGCUGAACAUGGAGAAGGAGGUGAUCCGCGUCUGGUUCUGUAACCGCAGACAGAAGGAGAAACGCAUCAACCCCUCCACCAGCACCACCCCCCCACUGCCUCAGAGCUCACCUGGUCUGGGGCACAAGGGGCCCGGAUACAGCCCCCACAUGAUUUCCAGUCCGGGUUUGUCCCAAGUCGCCACCAGCCUCAGCACAACAGUCGCCAGCUCGUCUCCCUCCGCCUCCUGCCCCAUGACUCCCGCAGGCUCCGCCUCCUCCUCUGUGACUCCGCCCCCUCACAGCACCGCCAGCCCCACCAGCCUCAGCGCUCACAUGCUCAGCUCUGGGAACUCUAUGAUGGGAGUAAGCACAGGGAUGAACCAGGCCCUCAUUGGCAGUAGCCCGUUGGCCACAAUGCAAGCUCUGGCCAGUGGGGGGCAGCUGCCUCUGUCUUCUCUGGAGGGGGGUCCCGGCCACAUGCUCCUGGGCCCUGGUGGCGCCGCAGUGUCAUCUUCCAUGCGGCCCUCUCUCUUCCUUAACCGCCCCGGCUUGCUGCCCAUGAUGAGUGGCUCCUCUAUGGGCAUGGUGGGCGGUGUGGGCGGGGGUAUGGGCGCUCCGAGGGCUUCGUACCCUCAACCCUCUGCGUCCGGCCCAUCCGAGCUCAUGAGCCCCACGUCCUGCCCCGAAGAGUCGCCCUGCUCCAGCCCCGGCUCCUUCUGCUCCUUCAGCGAGGCCUCCCCGCCGCCGCUGGGAGGGACCAUGGCCGACUGA